AUGAGCACUUUACCCCCAACAAUGGCCAUCGAAACACAUUCAAGCACCCAAGCCUCUAUCCCGGGUCCCUUUUCCUUAUCCUCAUGGAUAUCGAUGAAUGCGGAUAAAUUGAAACCUCCAGUAAACAAUUCAUGUCUCUAUUCUGGGAAGGACUUUAUACUUAUGGCUGUGGGGGGACCGAAUACCAGGAAUGACUACCACAGUAAGUAUCUUCAGUGCACUGGGGAAUUCUUGCAUGUUAAUGAAACAGAGGAAUGGUUCUUCCAAGUCAAGGGAGACAUGCUCCUGAAGAUCGUUGAGAAUCAGACCCACUUCCGCGAUAUUAUAAUUCAAGAAGGCGAGACUUUUCUUUUACCUGCCAAUGUCCCCCAUUCUCCGAGAAGGUAUAAAGACACGGUAGGGCUUGUGAUGGAACGUACGCGCCCUCUGCGAAGCAUGGAUCGCAUUCGAUGGUAUUGCGAAAAUGCAGAUGCUCAUGGGGAGACACCUGAGGUUAUUCGGGAAGAACAGUUUUACUGUGAGGAUAUCGAAACACAGCUUAAAGAUGUUAUUGAAGAUUGGAUGGAGAAUGCAGAAAGUCGGAAGUGUAGUUCGUGUGGUCAGAUUGCGCCGGCUCAUUAG
This is a messenger RNA of Penicillium verhagenii, 621 nucleotides long. Its product is annotated as 3-hydroxyanthranilate 3,4-dioxygenase. Lineage: Eukaryota; Fungi; Ascomycota; Eurotiomycetes; Eurotiales; Aspergillaceae. Gene Ontology annotation, molecular function: 3-hydroxyanthranilate 3,4-dioxygenase activity; iron ion binding. Gene Ontology annotation, cellular component: cytoplasm. The transcript is spliced from 4 exons. Bases 1 to 621 code for a protein of 206 amino acids. The record is from RefSeq and is a predicted model, not a curated record. Gene Ontology annotation, biological process: quinolinate metabolic process; 'de novo' NAD+ biosynthetic process from L-tryptophan.